Messenger RNA from Spea bombifrons (plains spadefoot toad), 379 nucleotides. RefSeq names its product anaphase promoting complex subunit 13 (gene ANAPC13). Gene Ontology annotation, biological process: protein K11-linked ubiquitination. The record is from RefSeq and is a predicted model, not a curated record. The transcript is spliced from 3 exons. NCBI's taxonomy places the organism in Eukaryota, Metazoa, Chordata, Amphibia, Anura, Pelobatidae. Bases 112 to 336 code for a protein of 74 amino acids. Gene Ontology annotation, cellular component: anaphase-promoting complex.
AAUGCAUGACGUUUAGAUAAUUUCCGCAGAGUUCUAAGCAGAUAAUAAACCGCUUUACGUUACGUCAUUUGCAAAUUUCUUGGAGGCUUGGCAAAGUUCUGUCGCUCAACUAUGGACAGUGAGGUCCAGAGAGAUGGGCGGAUUUUGGAUCUGAUUGAUGAUGCCUGGAGAGAGGAUAGACUGCCGUAUGAGGAUGUGGCAGUACCCCUGAAUGAACUUCCAGAACCUGAACAAGAUAAUGGUGGGGCAACGGAAUCUGUUAAAGAGCAAGAAAUGAAAUGGGCGGAUUUGGCACUGCACUAUCUACAUGAAAAUAUACCAUCCUUGGGGCAUUAAACAUUUUUUUUCUAAUAAUAAAAAAUCUUCAUAUCAACAAGAA